AACAACCUAAACUUAAACCUCAAUGGCCCGCACAAAGCAAACUGCCCGCAAAUCCACCGGAGGCAAGGCACCCCGGAAGCAACUCGCUGCCAAGUCCCAGGCGCGUAAGACUGCCGCCGCGGCUACUGGUGGUGUAAAGAAGCCUCAUCGUUUCAGGCCAGGAACAGUCGCUCUUCGUGAAAUCCGUCGGUACCAAAAGUCAACGGAGUUGCUCAUCCGUAAGCUGCCGUUCCAGCGUCUCGUUCGUGAGAUCGCACAGGACUUCAAGACGGAUCUCCGUUUCCAAUCAUCUGCCGUCAUGGCACUGCAGGAGGCAUCUGAGGCGUACCUCGUCUCACUAUUCGAAGACACGAACCUUGCUGCUAUCCACGCAAAGCGUGUUACCAUCCAGCCGAAGGACCUUGCACUCGCUCGUCGUCUCCGUGGCGAGAGAACGUGAAUUCACGUGGAUGGAUUGUUGACUGCUAUUUUAUAUUUUUGUGUAUUCUAUUAUUGCUGUACAAUACCACGUCUAUUUGGCGAACUAAGAAUAGAGGGUGCAUCUGGCCCUGCAUUUGAC
Fomitiporia mediterranea MF3/22 is the source of this 559-nucleotide messenger RNA. Its product is annotated as histone H3. Gene Ontology annotation, cellular component: nucleosome. The coding region runs from base 23 to 439 and encodes 138 amino acids. NCBI's taxonomy places the organism in Eukaryota, Fungi, Basidiomycota, Agaricomycetes, Hymenochaetales, Hymenochaetaceae. The record is from RefSeq and is a predicted model, not a curated record. The transcript has 3 exons. Gene Ontology annotation, molecular function: structural constituent of chromatin; DNA binding; protein heterodimerization activity.